UAUUUGUACAUUUAGUCAUGGAAACAGUUUGUCUCCAACGUUUGUCAGUGAACUGUCAUAUCAACGUUUUUUCCAAUUAAUGGUAUACCUGAAGUAUUAAGUUUAUCAUUGAGCUUAAUGGAUCUUCAACUACGUAAUCUUUUUUCAAUGCACGAAACACCACGCAAUACGAUAGCUUCGUUGGUACAUAAGUGCCACACAAUGUUGAUGUGCGAUGGACGAGAACGCGCGAUCUUGCUUCUUUUUAUCGAGGGCUUGUUGUUAUGUGCUUUUCUUGCUAUAUAUGAUUACGCCCCCGAGGCGGAUGCCAGCAACCGACAGAAUAGCAUCGCACCUCAUUUAAAUGGAAAAUCGAACUCUCUAUCCGUCAGAUAUAUAUUGUAUCAAGAUGUUCACGUAAUGAUUUUCAUCGGUUUUGGCUUUCUGAUGACAUUUCUCAAAAAAUACAGCCAGAGCGCUGUUGGUUUGACCUUCCUCGUAGGCGCAAUUCUCAUCCAGGUGGCUUUAAUCUGCGACGGCAUAAUGAAUGUAAAGUUAGGCAACAAAGCUUAUCUGUCAUUAAAUAGUCUUCUUAGUGCUGAUGUUGCUGUCGCUACGCCGCUUAUUUCUAUGGGAGCAGUUUUAGGCAAAGUGACAUAUAUGCAACUGGUGUUCAUGGGGAUAAUGGAAUUGAUUAUGUUUACCAUUAAUAAAUAUGUAGGCGAACAACUAUUUAUGGCCGUUGAUGCUGGUGACAGUAUGUUCGUCCAUGUGUUUGGCGCAUAUUUCGGAUUAGCGAUUAGCUUCGUACUCGGAAUGAAGGAAAAACCGAAGGAAUAUGAUCUGGAAGGAUCGUCAUAUCAAUCAGAUGUUUUCGCCAUGAUCGGUACGGUGUUUUUAUGGCUAUUUUGGCCGUCAUUCAAUGGCGCUGCAUUGACAGGAGAUGAUCAACAGCGGGCUGUAAUCAACACUCUGUUAUCAAUAUCCGCGAGCUGCGUGAUUACGUUCGCCGUGUCUGCAUUGGUUUCCAAGGACAACAAAUUUAACAUGGUACACGUGCAAAACUCGACUCUGGCUGGAGGCGUAGCUAUUGGCACAGCUGCAGGUAUGAUGUGUGAACCACUGGGUGCUCUGAUAAUCGGCGCUGUAUCUGGUAUAAUUAGUGUCUUAGGAUACAAAUAUCUUACGCCAAUUAUACAGAAACAUCUUCAUAUCCAUGACACUUGCGGAGUACACAACUUACAUGGGAUGCCAGGAGUUCUAGCUGCAUUUUUUGGUGCGCUUAUGGCAGGCUUGGCUACGGAAGCCACUUAUGAUUAUUCUCUGUAUGAAAUCUUUCCUGCGCGGGCGCCAAGUGCAGAAACUUUCAAAUUUAGUGAAAUGCGAGAUUAUAAUUAUCGAAUAUCAGCGGGAUUCAACAGGACGGCAUAUCAGCAAGCUGGAUAUCAAUUACUGGCACUGGCAGUCACCCUUGGGAUCUCUAUUGUUUCUGGAUUAAUAACAGGUUUAUUUCUACGUACGAUGUUUUGUGGAUGGCUUACUGAGCAGCAGAAAUUCGAUGAUGCGGUUGUUUGGGAAUUGGAAGAUGAAUCUCAGGUUGAAUUUGGAAAAAAUCGUAAUGAUAACACUUGUCCCAAUGAUCAUAUAGCUAUGGGUAAUAUUUAAUAUGUGAACAUAAUACCCAAUUUAUAAUAAGUAAAGUGCGCAUCUCACGAAGUUAUUAAGCUUGCAUGUAAAUUAGUAUUAAGUAAUCUGUUCUAAUGUAUGUAUAAUUAAUUCUUACUUUAUAAUAAUAUUUUAUCAUAUUUUAUAUGAUUAGUUCCCGUUUUUUUUUGUUUUUAUUUUUUUUAUAGAAAUCGGAUUACAAAUGCAAAAGAUUAUUAUAGUUUUACGGCACUAGUAUAGAUUUUUAUUUAAUUUUUUAAGUACUAAUACGAUUAAAGUUGACAGUAAAAAAAGUAUUUCUAUAUUUUAUGAAAAGUACAUUUAUGUGUAAGGAAAACAAAUAUUACAGAAAUAAAAUGUUUUCAC
Molecule: messenger RNA, 2010 nt
Organism: Monomorium pharaonis (pharaoh ant)
Lineage: Eukaryota; Metazoa; Arthropoda; Insecta; Hymenoptera; Formicidae
Gene: Rh50
Product: ammonium transporter Rh type A
Exons: 10
Coding region: 118-1644 (508 amino acids)
Biological process (GO): ammonium transmembrane transport; ammonium homeostasis
Cellular component (GO): plasma membrane
Molecular function (GO): ammonium channel activity
Source: RefSeq, a predicted model, not a curated record